AUGACUCUGGGACUGAUAAACGCGAAUCCAGUGGUGCAAGCUAAGAAGGAAGGGCUUGUUCGUAGAGAAGAUCAAUAUAGAGAUGAUGGUGUUGAUCCUCUUGAAAUAUAUGAUUAUGUAAGAGAUAUAAGAGAUCCAGAACACCCUUAUACUUUGGAGCAGCUAAGGGUUGUCUCUGAAGAAUCUGUUACUGUCGAUGACAAGCUCGAUCGCAUCCUGAUAACGUUUACACCGACGAUUCAGCAUUGUAGUAUGGCAAAUAUAAUUGGUCUGUGUCUGAGAGCUAAGCUUAAAGAAUGUUUGCAACUUCAUUACAAGGUUGAUAUCAGAGUGUCUCCGGGUUCUCACGCUGAUGAAGUUUCAGUUAACAAACAACUGAAUGAUAAAGAAAGAGUGGUGGCUGCAUUGGAGAAUCCUAAUCUCCGUCAGCUCGUGGAUGAGUGUAUCUACUCCGAUGAGAUAUGAUCACAUCAUUUACUUCUACUCUCUUGUACAGGCUUCAUAUCAUGGGUUUAUAUAAUGCCUUAGAGAGCGCUCUUUAAUCUCAGAAUACAAAUUAAGGGUGUGUUCAAAUGUUGUAUUCUACUUGAUAAUGAUACAGAAUCUCAGAAUACACAUUUUAAGGGUCUUCUACUUCUCCUU
This is a messenger RNA of Arabidopsis thaliana (thale cress), 642 nucleotides long. RefSeq names its product MIP18 family protein (DUF59). NCBI's taxonomy places the organism in Eukaryota, Viridiplantae, Streptophyta, Magnoliopsida, Brassicales, Brassicaceae. The transcript is spliced from 5 exons. The record is from RefSeq and is marked reviewed. The coding region runs from base 1 to 465 and encodes 154 amino acids. Gene Ontology annotation, biological process: protein maturation.